UGGCAGCACUAUAGGAAUUUAUUAUACUUAGUCGCCGUGAAAACUUCAGAUGUCAGAACCAGGUCGACAUUUGAGACGACUGACAGCGGUGGAGGUUUGUCGGCAAGGUUGUCUGAUAUAUCAAGCGAGACAAAAAAACUUCUCGUUGCCAUCGUCCUGAUGAUGGAGGCAGCAAGGACCUCUGUAACGUCCGUCAAUUUCUACCGGCGCCACAUUCCACAAGACAAUGUUCGGUUGUGUUACGAGCUACUAUCGAAUAAUACGCAAAAAUGGCUGCUGAUUGCUCACCAAUGAAGACUGAAGGUGAAAUUUUGUCAGGUUAUGGGCUGUUGAGGAACCUGACACAUCCAUGUAGAUACAACUUAUUGACCCCACCUGGACCUCAGAAUAUCAGCGUCAGAAUAUACAUUUACAACUCUCAGGCAACUCACAAUCUGCAUUACAACCUUCAUCUGUUACUUCAAUUUGAGUAUCAAGAUCCCCGACUGGCCUACCAUUCUGUAGCGCCCAACACGUACAAAAUAACCGGUGGGGAAGAUCUGAAAGACAUGGUAUGGACACCUCACAUUUAUUUGGCGAAUGAUCAGAAGUCUACUGUAAUGGGAUCACUGAAAAAAGACAUCAUGGUUUCAGUGUACCCAGAUGGUACAAUCACCUUUGCACAGAGAUUAAAAACAACUGUUGCCUGUUUAAUCAAGCUCCACAAAUUUCCUUUUGAUGAAUAUCAUUGUUCUCUGAUGAUAGAGACCUGGAUAUAUAAUAUCAGCAAGCUGUUUUUGAAGUGGGAAGACGACAGCCCAGUAUCGAUAACCCCAAACACACACAUGUCUGAAUACUACAUAUCCAGAAUGUGGACCAGCACAAGCAAGGAAAGUGGAUUUUUUAUCACCAAUUUCUAUAAAUAUAGAGAUAACAUUGGCAGUUAUAGUGCCCUCAUGGUUACAUUUAGCCUGCGGCGUCAAGUGGGAUACUACAUAAUGGACUACUAUGUCCCCAGUACCCUGAUGGUUAUCAUCUCGUGGGUCACAUUUUGGUUGGAUUCCAAUGCCAUCUCUGGUCGGAUUAACAUCGGCAUCAGUUCUAUGUUAACGUUCAUCACUCUCUCAUCCCAGACAGGAAGUGCGAUGCCUAAAGUGUCAUAUAUCAUGGCAAAUGAAGUGUGGUUCAUUGCUUGCACAACAUUCAUCAUUGGGUCAUUGGUCGAAUUUGCUUUUGUGAACACUAUUUGGAGGAGAAGGCGUAACGUGGAACUCAAAAAGGUGACUGGAAAGCACAUUUUGAAGUCUACACUGACACCAAAAUUAGCACGGAGGCAGUUAGAGGAGCUCAAAGAGAAAUCAGUUUCCAGUCCCCCUGACCUGGGUUCAACAAGCAGCAGUUUGCCUGCAUCACUGGCAUCACAGUUACCAUUCAGAUUCCUGGUUCUCCCUCCCCCAAUGGAAGAUGAUGAUGAUGAAAAAGAGCUGGAGCAAGUACGGGACUUCCCAGUUGACAGCCACACCUCUCAGGAUCGCAGCAUCAUGACGCUUGCUUCGGAUGAAGAAAUCCGACCCACUGGCAACUUCACUACUAUGACGCCACAGGAAAUAGCAAAGUGGAUUGAUACAAAGAGCAGAGUAAUUUUCCCUGUCUCAUUUAUAAUGUUUAAUAUCCUUUACUGGGGAUUUAUUUUCUUGGAUGUGACAUUUCAAAAGUCAACAGAAGAGAGAUAGGCAAACCGACAUCGCAGAUAACUUCAAUUCCCACUCUAUUCAAUACGAUUAUCAUAGGGUUAGCGUGAAGGAAGCUACCGAGGCUAAACGUUCAAGAAACAUUGAGAGCAGUUCAGUUCCAUUACUUCUGUUGAGACUUGGAUCUACCUAAGAGGAGAAUGAAAGUAAAGAGUAAACAGAUGCUGUGAGUGAGAUUUGAAAUUCUCACAGUGGCAAGUAUAAAGAUGGCUGUCUUCUGGGUUGUAGCGCCGUGUAUCCUGUUAGAAUUUUACUGAUGUUUCAGUGGUCUUUGCAGCCUCCACCAUUAGUGCAACUC
This is a messenger RNA of Zootermopsis nevadensis, 2028 nucleotides long. Lineage: Eukaryota; Metazoa; Arthropoda; Insecta; Blattodea; Termopsidae. The record is from RefSeq and is a predicted model, not a curated record.